Molecule: messenger RNA, 1076 nt
Organism: Camelina sativa (false flax)
Lineage: Eukaryota; Viridiplantae; Streptophyta; Magnoliopsida; Brassicales; Brassicaceae
Product: rac-like GTP-binding protein ARAC9
Biological process (GO): small GTPase-mediated signal transduction
Molecular function (GO): GTP binding; GTPase activity
Source: RefSeq, a predicted model, not a curated record
AAGUUGACUCCUUUUUUUUUUUUUCCACUCUUUCAAAAAUCUUGCAAGCUUUUUUCCUCUCAAGAAGUCUCAUUCUCCUUCUUCACUUAAACCAGAGGUACAGAAAGAAAGAGAGAGAGAGAGAGAGAGAGAAAGAGAUAAAGGGUAAAUAAAAGAAAUCAGAGAUUUUUCUCUCAAUCAAUGUCAGCUUCAGUGGCUGCAACAACAUCAACAACAGCUACAACGUUUAUAAAGUGCGUCACUGUUGGCGAUGGAGCUGUGGGCAAAACUUGUCUUCUUAUCUCCUACACCAGCAACACUUUUCCCACUGAUUAUGUUCCAACAGUGUUCGACAAUUUCAGUGCAAAUGUUUUAGUCGAUGGCAAAACUGUCAACCUUGGUCUCUGGGAUACCGCUGGUCAAGAAGAUUACAAUAGGCUUAGACCAUUGAGUUACAGAGGAGCAGAUGUUUUCAUUCUUGCCUUCUCACUUAUUAGCAGGCCUAGCUUUGAGAACAUUGCUAAAAAGUUUGUGGAUCGGUUUCUUUCGCAGUGGGUUCCCGAGCUGAGACAUUAUGCCCCGACCGUGCCUAUAGUUCUCGUUGGAACCAAAUUAGAUCUAAGAGAAGACAAGCAAUUCCCAAUGAACUAUCCUGGUGCGUGUACAAUCUCCACAGAACAAGGUCAAGAACUAAGAAAGGAGAUAGGAGCAUUAGCUUAUAUAGAGUGCAGCUCAAAAACACAACAGAAUGUAAAAACGGUGUUUGAUGCGGCAAUAAAAGUAGUCUUACAGCCUCCUUCAAAGACUAAGAAGCAAAAGAGAAAGAUUGGGUUCUGCCAUGUUCUCUGAUCACUUACUCAAAACUCUAUCGCCUUUGCUUUCUCUUAAAUCUUUUUAGUGUGUUUCUUCUACGAACCAUAAUAUGCAGAUCAACCAUUAUGAGAGUUUGAUCUUGUAUUAGAGAGUGUGUGUAUUAAGCUGCCUAAGUGGUAAGUAUCAUCUAUGUAAAUGUGAACAACGUUUGGCUCCUCAAACCGGUUUUAACAUAAUAAACUUGAACCGAAGAAGAAAUAAACCGGGUUUUGGUUUUUGGCUUA